Molecule: messenger RNA, 1179 nt
Organism: Mytilinidion resinicola
Lineage: Eukaryota; Fungi; Ascomycota; Dothideomycetes; Mytilinidiales; Mytilinidiaceae
Exons: 2
Coding region: 1-1179 (392 amino acids)
Source: RefSeq, a predicted model, not a curated record
AUGCCGUCAAUGAAACGGGAAGCAAAGGGCUAUACGCUUAGCAAUGUCACAGUUGCCAUGGAUGAUGCGGUGGUAGAUGUGUACGUCAUUGGACCUGAGUAUGCCCGCAAGCAAAAAUUCGUUCUUCGCAAUCCGGAUAUCAACUUCGAAGCUGUCAUCGAAAUAUGUCACCCUCCUCACGAUGAAUUCGUAUAUGACUCUAAUCACGAUACGUGUCUGCUACUUGACACCCAUGAAACCCUGGAUAUGGAGCUGGAUCAUCUAGAGUUGAAGGGCGCGUGCUUGAAAGUAUGUCAGGCUACGAACUCCCCAUCUGGGGUACGAUGCGUUGAGUUAUUGUACAAUUGUCCGGUUCGUGUCUAUGUCAGACUUUUUCAAAACACGCUCGCACCUUCAUCCGAUACUCUUCCUGUGCUUGAAGCAAGCUUACUGAAGCAUUUUGAACUCACUGUUCAAUAUGACGACAGCCAGCUCAAAGUCAAACUACCAAUAACACGAGAGCCUACCCAUCUUGAGAUGUAUCAACCAUUUUUCCUCCUCAAAUAUCCCAUCAUACUCCUGAGCGGUAUCCUGGAGGUUGUUGCUAUCGUCCUGAUCAUCCUAAUCGCCAAAGAUACCUUCGCCAAAUCUUCAGCGAUGACACGAACGGCCAUGGUACUGAUAUGCUGCCGUCUGCUCCCACAUCACUGGGGAAUUCUUCCCAACUUGCAUUUAUUGUUUCUAAAGAUUCUCCCAAUACCCCUCUUCCUCGCUGCACGAGCCCGCGAACAUCACUUCAGUCGCCUAGAUAAGUUUUAUAUCGCUAUGGAUAUAGGCGCCAUACUCGCUUCCUUUUGCGGUAUCUGUGUCCUCUAUUGUAUCUGGACGCCGCUAGCAUACCGCGCUUACCUAGGCUCGUUGGGCUCACACUGGCCAACUUCACUCAUGUCCACGAGCUUUGUUCGGCGGAUGCAGGCGUUCGAAGAACGCAUUUCAAGAAUACGGUUCGUUCGGGAGAUCUUUGGCUGCGGCUUCCUCGAAGAGAAUGGCCUUAGGGGUAGAACGAAUAUAGAUGCCAUACACAAGUUCACGUGGAACAUGUGCGAAGGUACAUGGUGGUGGUUGCGUCUGUGGUAUCAGGAUCAUAACUUUUUAGCUGUUGUUGAGACAGUGAUGGAGUAUGGGAGGGAGAAAACGUGA